Messenger RNA from Musa acuminata AAA Group (dessert banana), 1839 nucleotides. RefSeq lists its product as uncharacterized. NCBI's taxonomy places the organism in Eukaryota, Viridiplantae, Streptophyta, Magnoliopsida, Zingiberales, Musaceae. The record is from RefSeq and is a predicted model, not a curated record. Gene Ontology annotation, biological process: ribosomal small subunit assembly; rRNA processing. The transcript has 10 exons. Gene Ontology annotation, cellular component: UTP-C complex; CURI complex. Bases 371 to 1474 code for a protein of 367 amino acids.
CUCCCAGGCGCGCGACACCCAACGGCGAACCCUAGCGAAGCAAGCCCCAUUGCCUUUGGCGGUAUUCCUCAACGCGGUCAUCGUCCGCGACAUCCAGUCGUUUCUCCUUUUUAUUCCCAAGCGAUAUCUGUUGCCGUCGUCGAGAUCCAGCCGUCGCCACCAGCCGCAUCCCUCUGGUGAAGAUUAAGUAGAUCCGUAUACUUGGCUGGAAAGACUCUUUUUUGCCCCUUUUUGAUCCCAACAUCCUGUGAGAAGCAGUGUUGGUGAAAGAAGAUACGUCAUUGAUCAUUAAUACUUCAUUUGUGGAAUGGUUUUUCAGUUUCCGUGCUAUCUUGUAUAGUCAUUAUUCCACAGACUGAAGCUUUACAAGAUGGGAAAAGAUAAGAAGGUUGGAAAAGCAGCACAGGGUAACACAAAGUCUUUGCCUAAGCUUACAAAGAAGAAGCUAAAGUUAGAAGAAGACCCAGAUUCUGGUAAUCAAACAGCCGGAGGAGCUUCUACUGAAGCUGAAAACAACUUGAGAAUUUUAAAAGGUAAGAAAGUUUGGAAAGCAGCAAAGGGUACCUCAAAGCUUUUGGUUAAGCUUAGAAAGAAGAAGCUUAAGUUAGCAGAAGACCCAAGUUUUGACGAUCAAACUGUUGAAGGAGCGUCUACUGAAGCCAAAAAUAACUUGAGAAUUUUGAAAGAACAUAAGAAAAAUAAAGCAAAACCAAUGGAGAAGAAAGGCAAAUUGUCAAAAAGGAAAAAAGGAGGGGAAGAUAACAAAAGUUUUACUAGCAAUGGCGGUCAACAUCUAAACAAGGAUGACCAUGUUUUUGAUCUAAUAAAUUCUGGCCAGACAUCAGAAAAUGGCUCUGUAGAAGUUAAAGAACAGAGUGAAACUGUUGGUUCUUCUGGUGUUGAGGAAGCUUGUAUUGGAAAAAGAAUUAAAACCAAGAAGCUAAAGAGGGUUGGAAAGAGCAAAAGGAGUGAUCAUGUAUCAGAAAAAAAUGUCAAAUUGGAAAAACUUGCUGAAGUGGAUUCUGAAAAGGUUGAUGAGAUUUCAUCAGUGGAUGAAGAUUGUACCAGAGGAAUGAAAAAGUGGCUUAUUAAUUAUAAAGAGAGUAGACAAGGCUUGAAGAUACUGCAACAAAGAAUUGAUGAGUUCAUAACUGCAUAUGAAGCACAACAGGAGCAGGAAAGGAGAGAAAGAGAAGCAAUUGCUGCAGAAGGAGGAUGGACAGUUGUGGUGCACCAUAAAGGCAGGAAGAAGACAACUGAUUCUGAGAGUGGGAUAACUGUGGGUUCUGUUGCUCAAGCUGCUGUCCUUGAUAACAUGGCUAGAAAGAAAAACAAAGAAGUUGCUCUAGAUUUUUACAGAUUUAAAAAACAGGAAGCACAGAGAAGUGAGGUCAUGAUGUUGCAGAGCAAAUUUGAGCAAGACAAAAAGCGUAUACAACAGCUGCGAGCUGCAAGGAAGUUUCGGCCUUAUUGAAGAUGAUUGUGAUUCUGGGAGAUGUACCAUCUUUUUGAAGAAAUAUCCAUAUUAUAUUAUCAGAAGCCUGUGAUUACGAAGCAAAUUUACUAUAAUUUUAAAAUCAAUAUUACUUCAUUCCUGCAGAAGUCGAUGGAUAAUGAAGGCAGCAAGUUCUGUGCGGUCAUGCAUGUAACAGCUGAUGUUUGGAAUUUUGUUUCACCACUACCACUGGUUACAAGAGGGUGCACACUUGGAGAAUAAUGUCACUGUUACGCUGCUAUUCUUCUGUGCUUCUCACAUAUUUGCGACUUCCCAGUCACUCGUAUCGCUGGAAACUAUUCUAUGAUGGGUGGGCAUGAGCAAGGUUCAAAGGCUUUGAGCAU